Messenger RNA from Suillus discolor, 2349 nucleotides. RefSeq lists its product as uncharacterized. The record is from RefSeq and is a predicted model, not a curated record. The coding region runs from base 1 to 2349 and encodes 782 amino acids. Lineage: Eukaryota; Fungi; Basidiomycota; Agaricomycetes; Boletales; Suillaceae. The transcript is spliced from 8 exons.
AUGCCAAAUAUUUGGAAUCGAGAACCAGUUAUUGAACGGCGUAUUCGGCAAUCUCCGGAAUCACCUGGACAUCCGGUAAUUUUCCAAUUGCCCAAGCAUCCAUUGUUCCCUUCCGGAUCUCUUGUCCAAGCUAACCUGCAACCGCCAACGUCCACUGCUACAAUGUCUUCCAAUGCUACUACUCCUGCUGCUGCUGCUGCCACUGCCAACCAGGCGCUGAUUGCUCUUCUUGACAGGCUGAAUGAGCUUCUUGAACAGGUCCUGCGGUCCCAGUCAGAAGAAGAGAAAAUGAGAUUGAGCCGAACCAUUGUGUCUCAAUUGAACCAUGCUAUCUGUUCUUACCGGACAGUCGCCACCUACAUCCCCCUUUGCCUGCUGUCAAUGGCAGCUGAGAUCCAUCGUGCUCAGAUGGGACAUUUGCCGGGGCAUCCCUUGUACCCCAUGACAUUGGGUCCGGCACCUAAUAUUACCACCCCUACUGCUGGCGCCACAUCUGUAUCUGUACCUCAACCGGCACCGGUACCGGCACCUGCACCACCUCUAUUGCUGCCUUCAAUCGCUACUUUACUGGCUCCCAAUACGACAAUCGGCAUCCCUGGAGGUACCAACUCCGGUGCAGUUCCGGGGCCAUCAAAACCUCGCAAAAGGCAAUUUAGUGCGAGCCCUCCCUGUCUGGUCAAGAAGGCCCGGAAGGCUGCCCCGAAGUCGAGGCGGAUCUUAACUGACACCGAUACUGACACAGAUGGAAUUCGCAUUGGGAAUUGUAAGGUGAAGGGCAGAGGAAAUGAAAAGGGCAAGGGCAAGGACAAGGGAAAGGAAAGCGGUACUCAGGCCCAGAAUUCAACACGCAACAUGAUGAAAAAGAAAUUACCGGCCGUGGUCAUUACUACACGGCCGAUACCACCUGCCAAAGAGAAGAAUGUGACUGAUUCAGAAUACCAACCGGAGGACGAUGACGAAGAUCAACUCGAACCCCGUGAUGACUCUCAAUACAAGCUGAAAGGUGAAUAUCAUUUAUCUCUACUGGUUGGUGACUUAUCCGGAUGCAGCCAAAUGUCAAGCCGACCAAAGGAGAAGAACCAGUCCAAGUCCGGGUAUGCUACAAGAACCGACCAGCCCAAGGUGAAGGGCAAGGCCAAGCAUCCACAUCUGCAACCCAUUGGUGCGCCUCUACUGCCAUGUGAGAGAUGCACGACGAUGCAGUUGGAAUGUGAGAGCUGGGUGACCAAAAGGGACAUUAACACUGAGCAUCCUAGUCCCAUCCCAGAGGAACCAGAUGUCAAUGUUGAGAUGGACACUGUGGUCACAACCCCCGGUCGUCCCAGCACCACCCCAGAUGCAGCACCAGUAGUAUCUGAGCACGAUUUCCCUGUUGAUCAGUGGAUCAAACCUAUGGAUGACCGCCUUCUUGCCUCCAGUGCAAUUCAUGGACACGCCGGACAAUAUCCAGGUACUCGCCCAUCUAUCCGGCUCGCACUGAACGACCCCCCUCUCCUGCUACAACUCUCAUACCCCUUCAGUCCCACCAGCGUCGUUCCUUUAACUACUUUGGAGAUGGACGCCAUGUUGGCUCAACUUCAGAUCGAUAUGGAUCAGCUCUGCACACGCGAUGACAUGAUUCAUGACGACCUGUCCAAUCGCAUCGACCGGCUGCACGCUAAUUAUACACAGCAAUUGAACACCCAGAAGGGACUGGUGGAUCACUUGGCUGUUCAGAUGGGCAGCAUUGCCCAGUACUUGAGGGACAACCAAAGGAACACUGCAGCAACCACCUCCACUCCACCAGCAUUCAAUCCACCACCCAUUGUCAUUCCUGGUACUCCCAUAUUCCCUGAGUUUGGCUCUAUCAGUGCCUUGGGUCGAGCCGUCACGAACAAUGUCUUUACUCCGGAUGUAUUUUCAACUAAUGCACGCCCCAGUGGUGAUGGCUCACCAGUCACAAGGCACGAGCAGGCACACGCAUCCGCCUCUACCUCUACCUCCACCUCCACCAUUAACCCUAUCCCUACCAUGGUGGUAUCCGCUCCACUGAUUCAUCCGGUUGGUCUACUUCCGGUACCACCUCUCCCAGUUGGUGCACAUCCGGUACCACCUCCCCUGGUUGGUGCACAUCCGGUACCACCUCUCCCGGUUGGUGCACCUCCGGUACCACCUCUUACUGUCCCGAUGGAAUCUAUGCCUUCCACUAGCACCCUUCACACAUUGGUCACCGGGCCAUCAAAUGCGCCAGAGGAUGGUCAGUCCAUCUCAGCUCCUUUGCCAAACCGGUCAUUUGCACCUCAAUCACGCCAAGGUCGGUCAGUGAGUGCUAGGCAUGCUAAGAACACUUCCGGUAAUGCGCCCAAGUAA